CAAGAAAGGAGCACGAACCAGUGUCCGCAGUGGAAUUCGCCGCGGAAACAAUCCUUCCUCCGGAUGGGGUCCGGCGGGCGGGAAAGGGGGCUGCGCCUGACCGCAGCAGCAGCAGCAGAAGGCGGGCCCGGCAGGAAGCAGCUGGUCGGGCGAGCUCCGCCCCGGGAGAGGCUGUUCCUCUGCUUCACGCGUCAAGAGGGAGCGAAAAGUGGAGCCCGGGCGAAACUUUGUCAGGCUUUCUCGGGAGGCCCCUCGAGCGGCCGGGCGCGUCCUUGCUGCCGAAGGCGGAUGAGUCAGGAGAAAUGGACUCAAAACAAGACCCUGCUUCAGUCUCCUCUCACAGUCAACUUGGACGGUCCCAGCUAAAUGCAGCAGCUGAUGUAGAAAGCCCAGAGGCCAUGGUGGAAGAACCAGACAUUGUCUUUAAAGAACUGCUAGAAAGAGCAAAAGCUGGGGACCCUAAAUCACAGACAGAGGUGGGGAAACAUUACUUGAAGCUAGCAGAAGGCCAAGAUGAGGAACUGAACAGUUGCAGUGCUGUGGAGUGGUUGAUCCUUGCUGCCAAGCAGGGACGGAAAGAAGCCGUGAAACUGCUGCGGAGAUGCUUAGCAGAAAGAAAAGGCAUCACUUCAGAGAAUGAACAAGAAGUCAAGCAAUUAUCAUCAGAGACUGAUUUGGAAAGGGCUGUGAGAAAGGCAGCCUUAGUCAUGUAUUGGAAAUUAAACCCAAAGAAGGAGAAACAGUUGGCGGUCUCAGAACUAUUAGAAAAUGUUGGCCAAGUUGACAGUGAAGGUGCUGAGAAGCCACCUGGACCACUUCCAAAGUCUGUACAAAAACAGAGAAGAAUAUUGGAACGCCUGGUGAGCAGUGAAUGUAAGGAAGCAUUUAUCAUGUUCAUCUUUGGAAUGACUGGUAUUUUUCUUUUCCAGGUCAUAAAGUAUCCACUUCAUGCCAUUAUGGAAAUCAAAGAGUACUUGAUAGAUGUCGCAUCGAAAGCAGGAAUGCAUUGGCUUUCCACUAUUAUUCCAACACAUCACAUCAAUGCUCUCAUAUUCUUCUUCAUCAUCAGUAACUUGACAAUUGACUUCUUUGCAUUUUUUAUUCCAUUAAUUAUCUUCUAUCUCUCUUUCAUUUCCAUGGUGAUUUGCACUCUCAAAGUAUUCCAGGAUAGUAAGGCUUGGGAAAAUUUCCGUAGCCUGACUGACUUGCUGCUCCGUUUUGAACCAAACCUAGAUGUUGAGGAAGCACGAGUGAACUUUGGCUGGAAUCAUUUAGAGCCAUACCUUUAUUUCUUACUUUCUGUAUUCUUUGUCAUUUUUUCCUUCCCUAUAGCAGACAAGGAAUGGGUGCCGUGUUCAGAGCUAGCUACCAUCUCUGUUUUCUUCAUGGUGACAAGUUACAUGAGUUUGGGCACAAGUGCUGAACCCUACACACGAAGGGCAUUGAUGACAGAGGUUGCUGCAGGUUCCCUUUUCUUAUUGCAGGUUGUACCUCUGAAUCUGGGUUACUUGAAGCUAUUGGGAAAAACAUUUUACAGCAUCCCCAUUGGCCACCUCUUUGUGUUGAAUGUGAGCAUUCCUUGCCUUUUGUUCAUGUAUUUAUUUUAUCUUUUCUUUAGAAUGGCACAGAUGCAGAACUUUAAAGGCACAUACUUGUACCUGAUUCCUUAUUUAGUAUGCUUCAUGUGGUGUGAACUCUCAGUGGUUAUUUUACAAGAAUCAUCUGGCAUAGGUCUAAUUCGUGCCUCAGUUGGCUACUCCUUAUUCCUGUUUGCGCUUCCUAUUCUAGGGGUUGGUGUUGCACUGGUAUGUCUCAUUCACUUCAUAAAAUGGUUCAUAACACUAGAGCUUAUAAAGAUUGUUGCAACUGUUGUUCUCUGUGUUGUUCCUUUGCUUUUCCACUGGUGGACAAGAGCUAAAUUUUCUCUGGUUGAAAUUGCGAAAUCACUAAGAAAGAGUUCAAUUGUUAAACUUAUUCUAGUAUGGCUUACUGCCAUAGUAUUGUUCUGCUGGUUUUAUGUGUACCGCUCAGAAGGAAUGAAAGUGUACAACUCCACCUUGACAUGGAAUCAAUAUGGGUUUGUGUGUGGGCCACGGGCUUGGAGGGCAACUAACAUGGCACGCACCCAGAUUCUAUGUAGUCAUCUAGAGGGCCACAGAGUGACAUGGACAGGAAGGUUCAAAUAUGUUAGAGUAACUGACAUAGAUAAUAGUGCAGAAUCAGCAAUAAACAUGCUUCCCAUUUUUAUUGGUGACUGGCUGAGAUGCUUGUAUGGUGAAACCUAUCCAGUAUGUGACCCAAAAAAUGUUACCAUUGCUGAGGAGGAACUCUGUCAGCUAAAAUACCUGACAAAACAUGAGUGCCACAUGAAAAGAUUUGAUCGCUAUAAAUUUGAAAUAACUGUGGGGAUGCCUUUCAGUAAUGUGAAUGGAAGUAAAACCAUAGAAGAUGACGAUGUGACCAAAGAUAUUGUGCUGAAAGCAAGCAAUGAAUUUAAGAAAGUACUGCUGAACUUGCGGCAAGGAAGCAUAAUUGAAUUUAGUACCAUCCUGGAAGGCCGUCUUGGCAGCAAAUGGCCUGUCUUUGAACUGAAAGCCAUUUCAUGCUUAAACUGUAUGUCUAAACUUUCACCUGCUGGAAGACAUGUGAAAGUAGAACAUGACUGGCGAAUCUCUGUUCAGAAAGCUUUCAGAUUUGUCUUCAAUUUUUUCUUCUCUCCAUUUUUGUCAGUCACAAAUUAAGCUUUGCGAUUCACUGCACUAUCCAAAAUUGGGCUGAAAAUCAGCUACAACAAUAUUUGAAAUACAUGCUGAUGUUUCUGAGUAUUGUGCAUGGUGCAAAAUGCAGUCUUGCUAAUCCCUGUGUUGCAAAAGCUAUGUUUUAAAAAUGAGUUUGCUAAAAGCAUGGACAGUUUUGUUUUCUUACAAGAUUUGACAUUACAGUUAUUAAAAGCACUUUACUCUUCAGAUGAUUCAUCCUUCUAGUUAUGUGUACAUGGAAUUGUACAAGAUGAAGCUGACAUGUGUGAGAACAUUUUAGUAUCGAUUGUACUAUUAUCUUAUAAAGUUAUUGGAACUGUGAGGCUGCAUGUGUGAUUUACAUAGACAAGUAUGCCUGUAUUAGCAUACACUGGAUUCAUUCUUUCAUUCAGUUACUGGUUCAUAGUUCACUGGCAGCAUCUGUUGUUUAAGAAGAGAAAAGAAACUACCUUUAGUAAGAAAUUUCUAUUGCUGAUCUACAUAUAUCUGUCCUGGAAAUCAACAACACCUGGUUCAUGGCCUAUACUUGUAAAUGCAAGCAUAAAAUUAAAGAAUGAAAACCAAUAGCA
Messenger RNA from Pogona vitticeps (central bearded dragon), 3328 nucleotides. NCBI's taxonomy places the organism in Eukaryota, Metazoa, Chordata, Lepidosauria, Squamata, Agamidae. The record is from RefSeq and is a predicted model, not a curated record.